This is a messenger RNA of Siniperca chuatsi (mandarin fish), 3273 nucleotides long. It is a transcript of the gene slc5a9, whose product is annotated as solute carrier family 5 member 9. Gene Ontology annotation, molecular function: D-glucose:sodium symporter activity. The coding region runs from base 931 to 2931 and encodes 666 amino acids. Gene Ontology annotation, biological process: transmembrane transport. The transcript is spliced from 12 exons. Lineage: Eukaryota; Metazoa; Chordata; Actinopteri; Centrarchiformes; Sinipercidae. Gene Ontology annotation, cellular component: plasma membrane. The record is from RefSeq and is a predicted model, not a curated record.
ACCAUCAGUAAAGGCCCUCCUCUUGGCAUUCAGGAUGUCUUUGUUACCCACGGUUUGUUAUUUGGAUAACAAUGGACCAUCUUAGUUGGGACAUUGCAGUCCACACAUUAGAAAGUCACACAUUUUUGGACCACCCUCAAUCACAGUCUGUCAAUCCACACAGGAGUCUGAGUAUUUACAAAGGUCAGAAACAUGCCAUUUAGCCUAACUGCGAUCAUGGACGGAAAGCAGAACAUAGGAAAAGGCUAGUGUAGGUUGAAUGAACUUGAAUUGGCCAACUGACUCCAGCCAAACUUUAAAUUAGCUAAAAGUAUAAUUGUAAUGUUGCCAAAAUGUCGAACCGAUUUGCGAUCGGAUAGGAUUCGGCUGUGGAGAUGGGACGUUCAUGAAGGAACCAAAUCAAAGAGCGAAACGUGGCUAUUAAUAGUUUGCAUUAGCCCUGUUGAUUUUAUUAUUUGGGAUGUAGUGGAGGGUAAGCACACAGUUUAACCACCUUUUUCAAACGCAACAUAGGGUUUACUCACCAUUUGAGUUUACCAGUACCUAACAUUGGACAGUUAUAUUGAUAUUUAUAGUUUACCCACCUUUUAUUUUACCACUACAUCCCCUCUGUGAUUUUGUCCAAUUACUGUUAAUAUCUCAGGCUACUUUGCUGUCUCUGUCUUUCCCUCGCCCCACACAGCAGACUAACCUAGAGUAUUAGAGCAUGUACCCUCUGUCCAGCAUGUUUUCCAUCCAACCCAGCCACAACUGGCUCAAAUGGGAUUUUAUGAGCCAUGCAGUUCUAUUUAACAUAAUAGAACAUAGUCAUAAUUAUUCAUCAAACUGUAAGACUGAGUAGAGCCUAUACAAAAUUCGAAUUAUUUUGUGUUUUGGAAAUUAUCCUUUAUUGUUAUUAUUAUUAUAUAAGUCAGGUUAGGUGGUGUAGAAAUGAAGGAAAUUUGUUUUAAAUUACUUUUUUUUUACCCCCACCAACAAUGUAUCUUUCCGAGUUUGCCCCCCAUUUUAAAACAUAACCAGGCGCUCAUGGUUGUCAUGACACCCUACAGUAGAGAGACAGAGAGAGACUACAUCUGGAUUGUUCACAUAUGUCACCUGGUGGUUGUUGGUGCGCACUGCAGCUACUCCUGGUUAAAUUAUUUCACCCUCCUUCACUGCUGCCGCAACAUUAUCGAGAUUGGAGCCUCUCUGAUGUCCAGUAAUGUUGGCAGCGGUUUGUUUAUUGGUCUGGCGGGAACAGGAGCAGCCGGAGGAAUCGCUGUUGGGGGAUUUGAAUGGAAUGCAGUGUGGGUCCUGGUGGCUCUGGGUUGGAUCUUUAUCCCCGUUUACAUCUCUGCUGGUGUGGUGACCAUGCCUGAAUAUCUGGCCAAACGCUUUGGAGGCCAGAGAAUACGCAUAUACAUGUCUGUUUUGUCACUCAUCCUCUACAUCUUCACCAAAAUAUCUACAGAUAUCUUUUCGGGGGCGUUGUUCAUCCAGGUGUCAUUGGGCUGGGAUCUCUAUCUGUCCACAGGCAUACUGCUGCUGGUCACAGCUGCUUACACUGUGGCAGGUGGUUUGGCAGCAGUGAUCUAUACUGAUGCACUCCAGACUUUGAUCAUGGUUGCAGGAGCCUUUGCACUAAUGUUUAUAGCAUUCUCCAAAGUUGGCUGGUAUGAGGGCCUUGUGGAUCGCUAUAUGUCAGCUGUUCCUUUGGUGACAGUCGCCAAUACCACCUGCCACCUACCUCUGAGUGACGCCUUCCACUUGUUCAGAGACCCCGUGUCAGGGGAUUUACCCUGGCCAGGUCUGGUGUUUGGGCUCACUGUACUGGCUACAUGGGUCUGGUGCACAGAUCAGGUUAUUGUCCAGAGGUCUCUGUCAGCCAAGUCUUUGUCUCAUGCCAAAGCAGGCAGUGUGUUGGGAGGCUACCUCAAACUGCUGCCCAUGUUCUUCAUUGUCAUGCCAGGCAUGAUCAGCCGAGCAUUGUUCCCAGAUGAGGUAGGUUGUGUGGCUCCAGCAGUGUGUCAGAGUGUGUGUGGCGCUUCAGUUGGUUGCUCCAACAUCGCCUACCCUAAACUAGUGGUAGAGCUAAUGCCUGUGGGUCUUCGUGGUCUGAUGCUAGCAGUGAUGUUAGCUGCUCUGAUGUCAUCUCUGACCUCCAUCUUUAACAGCAGCUCCACUCUGUUUACACUGGACCUCUACCACAGAGCCAGACCUAAAGCUUCAGAGAAGGAACUCAUGAUUGUUGGAAGGGUUUUCAUCGUGGUCUUGGUGUGUGUUAGUCUGUUGUGGAUUCCAGUCAUCCAAACAGCCAAUAGUGGACAGCUGUUUGAUUAUAUCCAGUCAGUGACCAGCUUUCUAGCUCCACCCAUUACCGCGGUAUUCCUAUUGGCUAUCUUCUGGCCACGUGCCAAUGAGCAGGGUGCAUUCUGGGGUCUGAUGACUGGACUAGUGGUGGGAUUGAUCCGCAUGGUUCUGGAGUUCUCUUAUAUAGCUCCUUCCUGUGGUCAGCCUGAUCGUCGACCUGCAAUCCUGGCUGAUGUCCACUACCUGUACUUUGCUCUUAUCCUGUUGGCUCUCACCUGCCUUAUCAUUGUUGCUGUCAGCUUGGCCACUGCCCCAAUACCUAAAGAACAUCUGUACCGGUUGACUUGGUGGUCCAGAUACAGCCAGGAGCCUCGGAUCGACCUCACAGGUCCCCGGAUGAUCUCUGACCCAGUGAACUCUGAACUUAACCCUGACUCUGUCCGCUUGCCACAUUCCUGGUGGCAGAGAGCUGCUCUGUGGCUGUGUGGUCUGACUGGUUCAAGCUCUGGCUCUGUAUCUCCAGUGAUGGAAAACGGUGAACUGAAUUCCCUACAAGAGGAGCCACUCUGGAGAAGAGUCUGCAAUGUUAACGCCCUGCUACUACUGGCUGUUAAUGUCUUUUUCUGGGGGUACUUCGCAUAAUAUGCAGGUUCUAUGAAAUCCUGAAAGUUGACCUGAAGACUGAUGUGCUGGACUGGCAUUUGGUCUUUUCUUUUUGAUUAAAAGAAAAGUCUUGGUCCAGUGGUUAAACCAAUCAGCUUCUGUGCUGGAUUUGUUUGUAUGCAACAUCAUACAAAAUUAAUGUAAAUUUAGAUGUGUAUUUAUCAGGAGAGACAUUUAGUCUCUAACUUACAAGUCUGUAAUCACUUUUUAAACGUUCUUAAAAAGAAAGCUGACAGAGCUCUACCUGAGUGACAAUGAUGCAGUUUUUCGAACACUCCUACCAGAAUAGCAAUAAAUGGAAAAUUAUGGAAAAGAAAAAAA